Lingula anatina is the source of this 2063-nucleotide messenger RNA. RefSeq lists its product as uncharacterized. Lineage: Eukaryota; Metazoa; Brachiopoda; Lingulata; Lingulida; Lingulidae. The record is from RefSeq and is a predicted model, not a curated record.
CCGUGAUUACUAUAUAUAUCCCACGAUUUCUUUACUCGUACCGGUCGAUAAAGUAGUGCAGCACGCAGCGCAAAGUUUUCAAUCAAGAGAAAUUUAUAAGUAGGAGUAAAAAAAUGGCCGAAGCCAAUCCUGGUUGUAAAGCAUGCUCUGGACCCAAGGGUUGUAUGUGCUGUAAGUGUACUAGCGAUGACUGCUGUACUGAUGAGGGAUGUUCAGCAGGUUGUAAAGCAUGCUCUGGACCCAAGGGUUGUAUGUGCUGUAAAUGUACUAGUGAUGACUGCUGCACUGACAAGGGAUGUUCAGCAGGUUGUAAAGCAUGCUCUGGACCCAAGGGUUGUAUGUGCUGUAAGUGUACUAGCGACAACUGCUGCACUGAUAAGGGAUGUUCAGCAGGUUGUAAAGCAUGCUCUGGACCCAAGGGUUGUAUGUGCUGUAAGUGUACUAGCGAUGACUGCUGCACUGAUGAGGGAUGUUCAGCAGGUUGUAAAGCAUGCUCUGGACCCAAGGGUUGUAUGUGCUGUAAGUGUACCAAUGAUGACUGUUGCACUGACAAAGGAUGCUCAGCAGGUUGUAAAGCAUGCUCUGGACCCAAGGGUUGUAUGUGCUGUAAGUGUACUAGUGAUGACUGUUGCACUGAUGAGGGAUGUUCAGCAGGUUGCAAAGCAUGCUCUGGACCCAAGGGUUGUAUGUGCUGUAAGUGUACUAGCGAUGACUGCUGCACUGAUGAGGGAUGUUCAGCAGGUUGCAAAUCAUGCUCUGGACCCAAGGGUUGUAUGUGCUGUAAGUGUACUAGCGACAACUGCUGCACUGAUGAAGGAUGUUCAGCAGGUUGUAAAGCAUGCUCUGGACCCAAGGGUUGUAUGUGCUGUAAGUGUACUAGCGACAACUGCUGCACUGAUGAGGGGUGCCCAGUUGGCUGCAAGAAGUGCUCUGGACCCAAGGGCUGUGUUUGCAAGUAAGAUUUAGUGCCCUGCUUGCUCUUUAUCUCUCAUCAAAGGUAUUAUACAUUACUACAAUGGUGCAGGUUUUUGUUCUGUGUGUAUUGACUACAUUGCUUGUGCAACAGUGUGAUUGAAAAGUGAUUUGCUACUGAUUUACAGUGAUUGAGAGAUUUAAAAAUUAGUUUUUUUUUUUUUUUGAGAUAUUUGGCAGUUUUUUUUUUUUGAUACUGCAUGUAUCAAAUAUUAGCUUUAACAGUAUUAUUGAUAUUUACACACCAUAUCUGAAGUUAGUUUACAUGGAGUAUUACAUACUGGAAAGCUUGUGGAACUAUUACAGUGAUAAAAUGAUUUGCUGAAGAUGGACAUUGAUUGGGGAAAAAUCAAUGAUUUAAUUGAGCUCUGAUAAUAAUUUUGUAUAAUAACCAUCAGUUACACUGGAGAAUAUGAAAAUCAGUUAUACUGGAUAAAAUGAUGCCUCAAGUUCUUGCAGAUUCUUAUGCCACUCAAAAGCUUGUUUAACUAUUUCUUUAGACAAAUGAUUCACUAAAGAUGAACAUUGGUUGGUAGCUGGAUAAUUAAUUGACUAACAGGAGACUUGGUAAUUUUGUAAUACUGUCAAUCAUUUCUCUUGAAAAUGUGACAUAUCUUAAAUGUAUGUCAUACUUUAAAAGCUUAUGCAACCACCGAUAUAUGAUUGAAAAGAAAAAUUCAUUCCAAGCAAAUUGAUUAGAUAGAAAAGCAAGAGAUUAAUGGAGACGCUUCGUUAAUUGAAUUAUUAUAAUCAGUUUUGUAAUUAUAAUCUGUAAAAUGUAACAUAGGAGUACAUGUAGCUUUAGUUUUCUUGUUUACACUUGCUUAUGGACAUAAUUAUAAACCCAUAUAAUCAUAUUAUUUGCAACAAAUAAUCAAAUUUUGCCAAGUAGAAAAAAAAUAAUAAAUUGUAAUUUUUCCAUAAAGAUUAUAAUUUGAAAUUAUCCUGAAUUUUGAGCAGAAUUGUUUGUAUUUCAAAUUAUUAGUUUUCAAAAGUUGUGUAAAAUUAUCUUGAAUGUUGAUCAAGACUGUUAACAUUUCUUUUCAUUUGUGGACCAAACAUUUCUUGAAAUAAAGUUAUUCCAGUUGUUU